Messenger RNA from Cyphellophora europaea CBS 101466, 1335 nucleotides. RefSeq lists its product as uncharacterized. Gene Ontology annotation, biological process: mitotic intra-S DNA damage checkpoint signaling; DNA repair; DNA replication checkpoint signaling. The record is from RefSeq and is a predicted model, not a curated record. Lineage: Eukaryota; Fungi; Ascomycota; Eurotiomycetes; Chaetothyriales; Cyphellophoraceae. The transcript is spliced from 3 exons. The coding region runs from base 1 to 1335 and encodes 444 amino acids. Gene Ontology annotation, cellular component: checkpoint clamp complex.
AUGCCGACAUUCUUGUUCUCUGUCGCUCCGGCUGCUGUUGGCCAGCUUCACGACCUGUUGAGUUGCCUAGCAAAAUUUGAUGAAACUGUGUCAUUGGAGGCCACUCCCGAGACGCUCCGGCUGUCAAGUCUGAAUAUAUCCAAAACAGCCCAUGCCUCCUUCACUCUGAAUUCCGCUUUCUUCAACAAAUAUCACUACGCCUCAGAAGGGCGGGCUCCAAUUGCCGGAGAAGUUCGCCCGUGGGCUUGCAAGGUGCAGAACAGGGCCUUACUUGCUAUAUUUCGCCGCCGUCUAGCUGAUCCCAGAGAUAAAGAUGUUGCCCUGGAACGUGUUGACUUCGAGCUACAAGCUCGUUCGGACCAGAUAGAUUGCCGACUAUUGUUCACUCUCGUCUGCAAGCAAGGCGUGGUGAAGAAAUAUCGACUCUACUACGAGAGCGGUGAAAUUCUUCAUGCGAGCUUCGACAGGUCUAGCUCGAUAAACUACUGGACAGUAUCUUCGAAAACACUUCGAGAUGUCGUCGAAUACUUCGGGCCAAAGACAGAUCAACUAGACUGGUACUUUCAGGAUGGCAAGGUUACCUUCACAAGCUACACGGAAAGGGUGCAAAAUGGCAAGGAGAUUCUCAGACAACCAAUGCAUACGUCUGUAGCCUUGGAGCGGAAGGACUUCAACGCUUUCAACGUUCAGGAAGGUCUACACAUCGGCAUCUUCGUCAAAGACUUUCGCUCCAUCGUAGCUCAUUCCGAGACCAUGCGAGCCGAUGUCACCGCACGCUACUCCAGAGGCAAUCGCCCAAUGCAGAUCUCCUACGGUCAAGGUGGUGUCUCCGCCUGGUUCACCCUCAUGACGAAAGCAACUUCAGCCAACGUCCCAGAUGCGUCGCGGGCAGGCACUCCAGCUCGAGAUCUCUCCGUUCGCGCCGUCUCGCAAGUUUCUUCUCGCACCCGCGAACCGUCCGUACCAGCAACGACGCAGACUGCACCGUCAGAGAUGCCUCCGCCGGCCAGCCGACUCCCACGCAGUGAAAUCUCGACGAAAUCAUCCCUCUCGAAGGGCAAUUCGAGAGACGAAGUCCCCCCGCCUUCAGCCAGCCUCAAUCCCGACAGUCUGUUCAUCCCAGACGACAGUGAGGAUCGGCAGUGGGACGAGCCAAACUAUGAAGAAGAGCAAGACAUUGUGACCUGGGACAAUGCCUCUGCUUCCGCUUCAAUACGACGCAUUCGUGAGUCGGAGAGUGACUCGUUCCUGGGCGACUCAGAGAGCCGGCGGUGGACGUUCGAUGAGAUAGCUCCUACUCAGCGAUUAUCCCAGGUUAAGGGAUUAUUCGACUGA